This is a messenger RNA of Salvia splendens (bonfire salvia), 522 nucleotides long. RefSeq lists its product as uncharacterized. The record is from RefSeq and is a predicted model, not a curated record. Gene Ontology annotation, molecular function: protein dimerization activity. The coding region runs from base 1 to 522 and encodes 173 amino acids. Lineage: Eukaryota; Viridiplantae; Streptophyta; Magnoliopsida; Lamiales; Lamiaceae. The transcript has a single exon.
AUGAGGAAUCGUUUUUCUGAGUCCAGCACAGACCUACUCGAGUGUAUGGCAUGUCUUGAUCCAAGAAAUCAUUUCUCCAAUUUCAAUGUCGAUAAACUUGUUCAUCUUGCCACCCUUUAUCCGGAAGACUUUUCAUCCAUGGAGCUUAACUUGUUAACUAAACAACUUCAAAGUUUCGUGAGUGAUGUAAGAAGAGAUACACGUUUUUCAGAUGUUGAAGAUUUGGGAACUCUUUCAAAGAAGAUGGUUGAAACGAUGAAAGAUAAGAUUUUUCAAUUGGUUUAUCGAUUGAUAAAAUUGGUCUUACUUUUACCAGUAGCUACAGCAUCCGUUGAAAGAGUGUUUUCUGCAAUGAAAUUUGUGAAGUCAGAGCUGAGAAAUAGGAUGGGAGAUGACUGGUUGAACGACAGUUUGACGGUAUAUAGCGAGAAGGAGGUGUUUGCAACUAUUCCCAAUGAAAGGAUUUUGAGUCGUUUUCAGAAAAUGGAUACUCGAAGAAGCCAACUAUCUCGCAUAGCAUAA